Messenger RNA from Conger conger (European conger), 2622 nucleotides. It is a transcript of the gene p3h3, whose product is annotated as prolyl 3-hydroxylase 3. Gene Ontology annotation, cellular component: endoplasmic reticulum. The record is from RefSeq and is a predicted model, not a curated record. The transcript is spliced from 16 exons. Bases 123 to 2330 code for a protein of 735 amino acids. Gene Ontology annotation, molecular function: procollagen-proline 3-dioxygenase activity; protein binding; L-ascorbic acid binding. Lineage: Eukaryota; Metazoa; Chordata; Actinopteri; Anguilliformes; Congridae. Gene Ontology annotation, biological process: collagen metabolic process.
CGUUCAAACGUUUUCCCUCUACGCGUUUCUCCCUCUUGCACACCCAUUCCUGUCCCGUCCCUCCCUCUGCGAUCUGUUUCUUCCCCUUAAAUUCUCUCCCCGUCUCACUCAUAUAUGGUGCUAUGGCGGUGCUCUCGAACGUUAGUCCUGUAUACGUGGCGCUGCGUUUUGUAUUGUUAUACUCAUUGCUUUCAUUAGAAACAUCUGCUACAAACGGGAUCUCUACUGCUUCUGUGUCUGGACUUUUACCCCCUUAUGAUGCCUUGUAUUACUUGGGUGUCCGGGCAUAUUUUGAGAAAGACUGGGAGAAAGCGGCGGAGCUAAUCGAGAAAUCAAUCGAAACUCGGGAAACUAUACUUCGGAGACGCAGAGAAUGCCAUGACAACUGUGGUGCAGCAGGGCAUGACAGGCUGGAAAAACUAGACACAGAGAAGGGCAGCGUGUGGGACUUGUGGGCCAUAGACUGGGUCCAGCGCAGAGCAGAAUGUAUCCGGUUCUGUUUGGGUCGGACCAUCAGUCCAGCUGGCCAGCUUUCUGUCUCUACAGACAUCCAGUAUGAAUUCGACACCCGCAACCCCUACAACUACUUACAGGUCACAUACUACAAGCUAGGGAAGAUACAGAAAGCAGUGCCGGCAGCCCAGACUUUCUUUGUGGCCAAUCCCAGUCACCUGGAGAUGAGGAACAACAUCGAGAAGUACAAACGGAUGCCAGGAGUUACAGACGAGGCCUUCCACGACAGAGAGAGGGAUGGAAACCAACAGUGGUAUCUCUACGACGCGGCACUCCUGGCGGAAUCCUCGGGCGAGUGGGCGCGCGCCGCGGAGGUGUGGAGGAAGUGCGUGAACGAGACGCUGAAGCAGACGGAGGAGUGCCGGGCGCAGUGCGAGGUGGAGGGGCAGGGGAUUCCCGACGAGGAAAUCUCCAAAACAACGAGAGUGUUUGAGAAGGCUGCAGCUCUCGCCCUCCACCUGCUGUCCUGUAAGCAAUCCUGUGUGGCCAUCGUGUCAACACGACCUGGAAGGAUUUCUCCAGUGGAGGACUUCCUGCCCACAGUGCUGGAGCACUUACACAUUGCACAGUUCAAAGCUGGUGACCUGAGGGGGGCAGUACAGACUCUUCGCUCCCUUCUCCUCUUCUACCCCUCGGACUCUGACUCCCUUUCCAACCUGCAACUCUACUUUGAGACACUGGGUGGCGACACUGAGGCACAAGAGGCACAGCCCAAUCAGGAAAUAUCAACCUAUGUUAACAGGUCCCUGCUGGAAAAGAGUCUUCUGUACUUUGGAGUUGAGAAUCUGGAAUUCAACUUCACUGACCCUGACUUGUGGACGCCAGAGGAAGUCGUGCCUGAGUCACUGAGAGAUGUGUGGAGAGUGGAGAGGGAAAAACUGAAUGAAAAAAUUAAGGAGGCAGAGAAGGACGUAGAACUGGAUGACAGCGGGUUCUAUGCAGGGGGCACUGUUCCUCUCGUCGGAGUGACGAUCACCAUGGAUGACGACAUGCUAAAUGGGACAAAUCGUGUUGUUCUGGAUGGUAUUUUAUCUCAGCCCGAAUGUGACAAAGUGCUACAGCUGGCUGCCACUGCAGCGUCAUUAGGCGAUGGUUACCGGGGGCGACGGUCCCCACACACACCGCACGAAAAAUUUGAGGGCCUGACAGUCCUGAAAGCGUUGAAUUUGGCUCAGGAUGGAUUUGUCAACCAAACGGAUGCCAGGCUGCUUCAUGAGAUCGGGGAGAGGGUCCGGACUCUCCUCCACUCGUACUUCCGCAGCCCUUCUGCCCUCUACUUCUCAUUCACCCACCUGGUGUGUCGCUCCGCCAUCACAGGGAAACAGGAAGGGAGGCUGGACCUGUCCCACCCUGUGCACGUGGACAACUGUCUGCUGGAGCCUGAGACCAGACAGUGCUGGAGGGAGCUGCCUGCUUUCACCCACAGAGACCUCAGUGCCUUACUCUACCUGAAUGAGGACUUUGAAGGCGGGGACCUGUUCUUCACAGACAGAGAUGCGAAGACCGUUUCGGCCACAGUGAGGCCAAAAUGCGGGCGGGUCGUUGGGUUCUCUUCGGGACCUGUCAAUCCUCACGGAGUUACCGCAGUGACCGCUGGCCGGAGGUGCGCAUUGGCCCUCUGGUUCACCAAAGAGAAGCUGCACAGGGACAUGGAGCGGGAGGAGGCGGAGGCGGCGUGGGCGAAGGACGGAGUGAGCGUGACCCGAGAGAAGGAGGAGGCAGGCGCCUCCACCCCAGCUCGCUCGGGGCGGAGUCAGAGCUCCAGGGAGAGGGGCAAAGUCAGGGGCAGGGUGGUGGGGGCGCGGGACGAAUUGUGAGGGGCGGGGGAGGCGAGAGCCAGGACCGCCGCGUUCAAACGGGACACUCGCGCAGACGGCUCACUUCCAUUCGGGCUGCACCCCCCAGCCGUGGGCCUGUCUCUUAGCCGCUGCCCGUUUCCCUCUCACUUCAGUAGCAGUGACUGUUUUUGUGUCAGAAAGACGACACUUGUGCCCGUUGCUCCUUUUCCCCUGGUAAGUAAGUCUAUGUCAGGUCUUAUGAUGUAAUGUUUUUUUUUUUAUCUAUUAAAAAAAGAAAUGACUCUAAAAUAAAACAAGCCCAUUCCACUGA